CUACUAUCAUCAUCUACUACUACUACUGCUAUCUAUCACCUACACUACUAUCACAACUGCUAUCACCCACACUCAACUGCUCUGGUCAUAGCUGACUCAUCUGUGAAAUCAACAUUCAGAUCUGUCCACCCCUUCCCCCGCUGUCGAUUGGAUCAUCACCCGUCGAGUCAUAGAGUUGAACUAGAUCCUCUCCGUUUCAAUUUCUUCUUCCCUCCCCAGAACCCUUUCCCUUCGCUCAGACUUUUCUUCCACCAUACUCCAUAAAAUGCAGCCUCCUGGAAUAUACAACCAUCACCGCCUCCAACCAGCCAACACGCAGACGAUUGUACAGAUUCAAUCGGUACCAAAUCCACCGAGCAGCAGGUUGAAUGAUCUGCUCGAAGCUGUCAAAGCUGAAGUGGAAGUGGCUGGAAGGGAUGGACACGAGUGGAAGGCUCAACGUGACGAAUACGAACAAAGGUUACAAUUGCAAAUAGGAGAAUUGUCCAUGGUCCGUCAAGCUCUUUAUGAGUUAGAAGCCAAUUACGCAAAAGCUAGAGACCAAUACGAAUCGGAGAUACAGCGACUUCGAAGAGAAAUCGAUAAUCAAAGAGGUGGAACAGGAAAUGGUACACCUCCUGUCCCUCCGAGGGAAGGAGAACCUUCAAGAUAUCCCGCCCUCACCGCGCCUCUCAACGGUGAUAAUGCCCGCACUCCCUUCCCACCUCCUGGCCUUCGACCAGGAUCCACAGAUCGUGAUCUGGUCCGUCGAGGCCCGCUUCCUCCCCCUCCCACUUCGAGCGCCACCUACCAGCCAUCUAAUUCACCCCCUCAGAUGUUGUCGGAUCUUGAUCCUGAUAAUGUGUCUCGGGAAUUGAAGAAAGAAGGAAGUGAUUGGUUUGCCGUAUGGAGUAGUCAGAGUAAGAAACAGUUGGAUGUGAGCUUGGUUCAUACGUUGAACCAUGAAACCGUCGUGUGCUGCGUGAAAUUCUCGAAUGACGGCAAAUAUUUAGCUACAGGAUGUAACAGAACGGCCCAAAUCUAUGAUGUCAAAGAUGGUCGUAAAGUCUGCGUAUUGCUCGAUGAAUCAACUACGCGAACUGGGGAUCUUUACAUUCGAUCCAUCUGUUUCUCACCCGAUGGAAAGUAUUUAGCAACGGGCGCUGAGGAUCGACAAAUCAGAGCGAAUGUGAUCGUCGCUCAUAUGCAGAUCUGGGAUAUCCAGAAGAAACGUAUACGUCAUCUUCUCCAAGGUCACAUGCAAGAAAUCUACUCUCUCGAUUUCUCCAGAGAUGGUCGAUUCCUCGUUUCCGGUUCUGGAGACAAGUCUGCACGUAUAUGGGAGAUUGAAAAGGGUCAAUGCGUGUUCGACUUGAGGAUUGAAGAUUUUAUACAUAAUGAGACUGGACCGAUAGAUGCGGGUAUCACCAGUGUUGCGCUCUCUCCAGAUGGUAAACUCGUCGCUGCUGGGUCACUAGAUACAAUGGUCAGAGUUUGGAACGUCAACACUGGUCAACAAGUUGAACGUCUGAAAGGACACAAAGAUUCGGUGUAUUCAGUCGCAUUCUCACCCGACGGCAAACUCCUCGUUUCUGGCUCUUUGGAUCGUACCCUCCGAGUAUGGGAUCUAUCACAGACUAAAAGGGCUGUGGAGAAUGCCGGACCUGGGAAUAAAGAGAUGGUAGAGAAGGGGUUGGGUACUUGUCAAGCUACUUUGAAUGGGCACAAGGAUUAUGUCCUCUCCGUAGCUAUAUCCCCCGACGGUCAAUGGGUCGUAUCAGGUUCAAAAGAUCGUUCCAUCCAAUUCUGGAACAUCGUUUCGGGUCAAGUACAAUUCAUGUUACAAGGUCACAAGAAUAGCGUGAUUUCGAUUGAUUUAGCAAGAAGUGGAGGGUUGUUAGCUAGUGGAAGUGGGGAUUGUCAAGCGAGGAUUUGGCGAUAUGAUGCUUUGUGA
Tremella mesenterica DSM 1558 is the source of this 1933-nucleotide messenger RNA. RefSeq lists its product as uncharacterized. NCBI's taxonomy places the organism in Eukaryota, Fungi, Basidiomycota, Tremellomycetes, Tremellales, Tremellaceae. The coding region runs from base 266 to 1933 and encodes 555 amino acids. The record is from RefSeq and is a predicted model, not a curated record. Gene Ontology annotation, molecular function: protein binding. The transcript is spliced from 11 exons.